UGCGCAGUGGGACUUGAGGACGGAACGCUGCCCCGGGCUGGAGCCAGCAUGGCGGCUGAGCGCAAGACCAAGUUGUCCAAGAACUUGCUACGCAUGAAGUUCAUGCAAAGAGGGCUGGACUCAGAAACCAAGAAACAGCUAGAAGAGGAAGAAAAGAAGAUCAUUAGUGAAGAGCACUGGUACUUGGAUUUGCCAGAGCUUAAAGAGAAAGAAAGUUUCAUAAUAGAAGAGCAGAGUUUCUUGUUAUGUGAAGAUCUUCUCUAUGGAAGAAUGUCAUUCAGAGGAUUUAAUCCUGAAGUUGAGAAAUUAAUGCUUCAGAUGAAUGCUAAGAACAAAGCAGAGGAGGAAGAGGAAGAUGGAACAGUAGAGCUCGACGUGUCAGAUGAAGAAAUGGCUAGAAGGUAUGAGACUUUGGUGGGGACAAUUGGAAAAAAGUUUGCCAAGAAGAGAGACCGUGCCAAUUAUGAAGAAGAUGAAAAUGGGAACACAAAACCAGUUAAAACAAAGAAAAUGUUCUUAAAGCCCCAAGAUUAAAAUGUGUACCUUCAAAAUGAGCUAAGGGAUGCCCAUGAAAGCAGCAUGUUUUGGAACUCAUCCUAAUGGUGUCUCUCUAGUUGCUAAUGUGUAAUGUUGAUUUGUAAAGAAAUGUAUAGUUUUGGAGACAUGCUGGUUUUGAAACAGAUUGUGGUAGAUGUUAUACAUCCUUUCCUAAUCAUAUUCAUCAGGAAUAUAACUCCAGCGCUUGACCUUCAGGUGUACAUAGGCACAGGCUUGCUUACUAAAGAUUUUUUACCUCAGAUUUUUUUAAAUAUAUAGUUCUCCAGUCACUGACGUUGAAUUGACUCCUACAAAUUAAUGCCAGUAUUUCAGUUGCCCUUAUGUGUAUAUUUUGCUUUAAAUUAUUAAUCAUGUCAGUCCAAUCCAUGCAUUCAUCUUGGAAUCAGAUGUCGUGAGAAUUUAUUAUAUAUUAAUUCAUCCAAAACAAACACACCUAGCCUGAAGCAUUUGUAUACUACCAGUCCAUUGUUCAGUUUGGGGUAGUUUU
Molecule: messenger RNA, 1045 nt
Organism: Fukomys damarensis (Damara mole-rat)
Lineage: Eukaryota; Metazoa; Chordata; Mammalia; Rodentia; Bathyergidae
Gene: Mphosph6
Product: M-phase phosphoprotein 6
Exons: 5
Coding region: 49-534 (161 amino acids)
Biological process (GO): maturation of 5.8S rRNA
Source: RefSeq, a predicted model, not a curated record